UUCGUUCUCUGUCUCUCACUUCCCCGCUCUUCCCUUUGUACUUUGAACGAUAUAUACUGCUAGGGUUUUAGGCAAUCAGAGAGGUAGUUAGUGAGUGCCCUGUGUUUACGAUAAAGAGAGAGAGAGAGAGCAAAAGAGGAAGAGGGCGAAGAUGGUGGCCGACAAGACCAAGAAGUUGAAAGUUGCCGAGAAGGGCGAGAACUUAGAGGAAAUUGACGGAGAGCUUGUCCUCUCUAUUGAGAAGCUGCAGGAGACCCAAGACGAGCUCGAAAAGAUCAAUGAGGAGGCAAGUGAUAAAGUUCUCGAAAUAGAGCAGAAGUACAAUGAGAUAAGGAAGCCUAUCUAUGAGAAGCGGAAUGAGAUUAUCAGAACUAUUCCUGACUUCUGGACAACAGCUUUUAUGAGUCAUCCUGCCCUUGGUGAGAUUCUGAAUGAAGAAGAUCAAAAGAUAUUUAAGUAUUUGAGUUCUUUGGAGGUUGAGGAUUUUAAGGACGUCAAAUCGGGCUAUUCAAUUACCUUUGUAAAAUUUCAAUCCAAUCCAUAUUUUGAGGAUACAAAACUUACAAAGACUUAUACCUUCCUUGAAGAAGGAACUACAAAGAUCACUGCCACGCCUAUAAAAUGGAAAGAGGGCAAGGGUAUACCUAAUGGAGUCCAUGAGAAGAAAGGGAACAAGCGACCUCCAGCUGAUGACAGUUUCUUUAGCUGGUUCAGUGAUGUUGAGCAGAAAGAUGAUAUGGAUGACCUGCAUGAUGAGAUUGCAGAAUUAAUUAAGGACGACUUGUGGCCAAAUCCGCUUACUUAUUUUAAUAAUGAGGAGCCUGAUGAAGAGGAUGAGGAAGAUGGUGAUGAUGAGGGAAAGGAUGAAGACGACUCUGAAGAUGAUGAUGAAGACCAAGAUGAUGACGACGAUGAUGAUGAGGGUGACGGAGAUGAUGGCAAAUGA
Neltuma alba is the source of this 946-nucleotide messenger RNA. Its product is annotated as NAP1-related protein 2-like. Bases 152 to 946 code for a protein of 264 amino acids. The transcript has 10 exons. The record is from RefSeq and is a predicted model, not a curated record. Gene Ontology annotation, cellular component: nucleus. NCBI's taxonomy places the organism in Eukaryota, Viridiplantae, Streptophyta, Magnoliopsida, Fabales, Fabaceae. Gene Ontology annotation, biological process: nucleosome assembly.